Molecule: messenger RNA, 874 nt
Organism: Spodoptera litura
Lineage: Eukaryota; Metazoa; Arthropoda; Insecta; Lepidoptera; Noctuidae
Source: RefSeq, a predicted model, not a curated record
GAAAACGCUGAAAGACUAACUCUAACCAGAACUUAUAAUUUUAACCAGAUUUACAACAACUUGCAAAUAUUUACAAUGAAUAAACUUAGACAAGAUACGGAAGCAAAAGAUAAGUUGAAGAAAAAGAAGAAAAAGAAACAUAACGUAAACAAGCAAAAGAAGAACUCUGAGCCAGUAAAUAUAUCGGCAGAGCUUGUGGCAGCCCUUAAAGGUCUUCGCCUUGACAGCAAGCCGAAGGCGAAGGUAAAGGCAAAGACAAAGAACAAGAAGAAAUGUAAGAAAUCCAAGCCAAAAGCUAUGGUACAAGAUCAGGUCGCAAGUACAUCAGACCAACCGACUUUACAAAAAGAACCUGAACACUGUGCGUGGAAUUUAGAUUGUAGUCACGUCACCACGUAUCGUCCUCCUUCAAUGUAAAUUAUUAUGUUGUUUCGCAUUCUACGUGUUAUGAUCAAUGUUAUAUUAGUUACAUUUACCUAUUUAUGUGAAUUUUUAUAUUUUGAACGUUUGGAAUAGCUGUGUCAAAUAGUUCGUAACGUCAUCGUUGUUGUUAAGAUAUGAAUGUUGUUCGUAAUUGUUGUGGUUGUUGAUAUUUCGCUUUUGGAAAAUUUUCUAUGUACGAGUUGUUAAUGAAAAGAAGUCGUCGCCUAAAUUUUUUCUAAAGCUUUGUUAAUAAUAUUUUAUUUAAAUUAAGAUACGGAAUAAUGAAACACACUCACCAGGUUAAUUUAAUGUUUAAAUUCUAUAAAAGAAAAUGUUCAUGCUGAAACUGACUUUCCUCAGAUAGGCAAUCAUUUCAGGGAUAUUUAAUUAUUAAUGAAGAUAAAAGUAUAUUACGUUAAUGAACAUUUUCCCUGGAGUCAUAAAAUUCCGA